Messenger RNA from Epithele typhae, 2952 nucleotides. Its product is annotated as composite domain of metallo-dependent hydrolase. NCBI's taxonomy places the organism in Eukaryota, Fungi, Basidiomycota, Agaricomycetes, Polyporales, Epitheliaceae. The transcript has 14 exons. The record is from RefSeq and is a predicted model, not a curated record. Bases 1 to 2952 code for a protein of 983 amino acids. Gene Ontology annotation, molecular function: hydrolase activity, acting on carbon-nitrogen (but not peptide) bonds.
AUGACUGGUCGAGAAAAGCCUCCUCAGCCACCCACAGGACCAGUCUCUCAGUGCCGUGGUCCUUUUAUCCCCCACGACGCUGAAAAGUCUCACCAACGACGGUUUUCGACUAUUUCGCGGAAACGUGUAAUCGGCGCGGCGGUAGUUGCAGCCAGCGUGUGCGCGUUCACAAUCAUCCCCCCACUUCCACCGGCCACUACUGCAGGCUUCCGCAGCCAUCCGUCCCUCUCCCCUGAAGAACAUGUCCUGUGUUCGAGAAGAUUCGCUUUGCCACGGGCACGUGAAGACGCCCUCCUUCGCAGCAAGUCAGACCGGUUUGAGCCCGGAACACGGCCUACCCUCAUCAAGAACAUCACUCUAUGGACCGGGGCUAGGAAUGGGACGGAAAUCGUAUACGGCGACAUCUUCCUGGACAAAGGGCUCGUUCAAGGCAUCGGGUACAUCCCAGAAAUACUCUACGUGGACCGUGAUACCGACGUUGUGGAUGCUCACGGAGGGUGGAUCACUCCGGGCUUAGUGGACUUGCACUCCCACAUUGGGGUCACUAGUGCCCCCCUCACCGCCGCGUCGCUGCAAAUGGACUCACCAAGCGGACCAAUCCUUCCUUGGCUGAGGAGCAUCGACGGAUUGAGCACUCAUGAUGCCUCGUACCCCUACGCCGUGGCCGGUGGGGUCACCACGGUCCAAGUGUUACCCGACUACGGCCGCGACGCCAUUGGCGGUCAAGCGUUCAUGAUCAAGCUGCGCAAGACGUCCCAGCGCACACCAACUUCCAUGCUCAUCGAAGCACCCUACCAGCUGAACGGCACUGACUUCGACCCGUACGAGCCCCGUUGGAGACACCUCGUGAUGUCGUGCGGGGAGCGAACGCGGGCAUCCGGCAACCGCAUGGACACCAUGUGGGCGCUCCGCGCGGCCUUCGCCAUGGCGCGUGGGUUCCGCGACGCCCAGGACGCGCCGGCCUGGGGAGGCAGGCGAGGUCAGCAGCCAAGGUACCCGGAGGACUACCGGUGGGAGGCGUUGGUGGACGUGCUGCGCGGCAGGGUCAAGGUGUCAGUGGUCUGCGAUGAAGCCGUGGACUUGGACGGGCUGGUCAGGUUCUCGCAAGAGUUCAAGGUUCCGAUUGCAUCCAUUCACGGCGCUCAUGAAGCUUAUCUUAUGCCUGACGCCCUGAAAACAAUCCCUGGUGUUGUACCACCUACUGUAGUUCUGUCUGCGGAUAGCUCUCGCCAACGGCGCGAGACAUUCCGCGGCUCUGAGUUCUCGCCGUGGAUUCUCGCAGAGCAUGGGAUACCAGUGGCCAUGAAGACGGACGCACUAAAUUCGUACCCGCGCGACCUCAUCUUCGAAGCUCAACAAGCGCACCACUACGGUCUACCUCCCAAUCUUGCCCUAGCCUCCGUCACCUCGGUUCCUGCGACCGCUGCCGGCCUCGUCCACCGCAUUGGCAUCAUUCGCGAAGGCGCCGACGCGGACCUCGUCCUCUGGGACUCACAUCCUCUCCAGCUCGGCGCCUCCCCACGCAAAGUGUGGAUCGACGGCAUCCUGCAAGUGCAUGUCGACGCCGUGCGCGCGCGCAUCCCCGUCCCCAAAGCCAAGAACACCACCGCACGGCGCCGUGGCCCCCCGCCGGUGCCGGACUUCGCCACACAGAAAGACCGCGCGGUGCGCUUCGACGGCAUCCCCCCGCUCCGCCCGAACCGCACCGUGCGCGGCCGCGUCGCGUUCCGGAACGUGCGCGAGGUUUUCUUGCGCGACCGCGGGGACGGCGCGGGCCCGCUCACGUUCGGUCUGGACGGAGGGUUGGACGAGGACGACGAUAACUUCGUGGACGUCAUCGUCGACCGCGGGCGCGUAGCGUGCUUUGGGCGGUAUUGUGAUGGAGACAGGGCCGAGGUGGAGUUCGACCUGCGGGGCGGGGCGGUGGCUCCUGCGUUGAUGGCGUUCGGCAGUGGGCUGGGGUUGGAAGAGUUGGAGAGCGAGCCGUCGACGGGCGACGGCGCCCGGUUCGACCCUUUCAGAGGAAACGUCCCCGACAUCGUCGGCGAUGCCGCUGGCCUCACGAGAGUCAGCGACGCUCUCCAAUUCGGAACGAGGAAUGCCCUGGUGGCACACCACGCUGGGGUCACGUACGCGACGACUUCUUUCCUCAAGCCGCACUUCUUCUCUCGGGGAUCGUUCGUCGGUGGACUCUCGGCGACGUUCCGAACCGGCGCAACCAACGGCUUGCAACGUGCCGCGAUCAUCAAGCCAAUCACCGCGCUUCAUAUCGCCAUCGGAAGACACUCUCCGCUGUCUUCUGGUAUCGGCGUCAGUACGGAGAUUGCAACACUGCGGCAUCUGCUGCUGGGUGGCGAAGACGAGCACACCGAGACGGGAAAAUGGUUCCAGAAAGCGGCCAGUGGCGAGAUACCUCUCGUUAUCGACGUCGCAAGUGCGGACGCUAUGGUGUCCAUCAUCCGAAUGAAGAACGAAAUCGAAGAGAAGCGAGGGUCCUACAUGAAUAUGGUUUUUUCGCGCGCAACCGAGGCGCACAUGGUUGCCGACGAACUAGUCCACGCAAAGAUCGGUGUCAUCCUCAUGCCCUCGAGAGCAUUCCCGUGGACCUGGGAUGAACGCCGAAAUCUUCCCGGACCACCUCUCACGAACUCGACUACUCUCAACGAACUCCUGAAGAAGCGUGUCAAGGUCGGAAUCGGUCUCGGGGAUAUGACUCACAGUCAAAGCAUGCGGUUCGAGCUGGGUUGGGCCGCGCUCGAUUCCGAUGGCCUGGUCGACAAGAAGCGCGCAUAUGAAUUGAUGUCAAUCAACCUCGAAAAGAUACUUGACCUAGAAGGAUGGGUGGGCGAUGUGGGCGAGCUUGUUGCUUACGAAGGUGGGAGCGGACUGGACUUCACGAGUCGACCUGUCGCGAUUGUGGCGCCCUCAAGGGGGCUAGUUGAGGUUCUGUGA